Messenger RNA from Saccostrea cuccullata (small rock oyster), 994 nucleotides. RefSeq lists its product as uncharacterized. Lineage: Eukaryota; Metazoa; Mollusca; Bivalvia; Ostreida; Ostreidae. The transcript has 3 exons. The record is from RefSeq and is a predicted model, not a curated record. Bases 48 to 629 code for a protein of 193 amino acids.
AUACCAACUGUUACCUUCACUGUGUCUUGUGUAUAUCAAAGUCAUAAAUGGAAUGGAUCACCUCUAUCGACCUGCUCGUUUUCAUCGUCAUCUUCAAGCCCAAGCACAACUUCAACCACCACAACGAGCUCACAGCAAAAACAACCACCACAACGAGCUCAAAACAAAAAACAGCCCAGAAAUCUACUUCAACAAAGAAACCCACCACAAGUACGACCAGUCCUUCCCCGGAAAUAUGCAAUCUGGACACACUGGUGUCCAAAUUAGCCAGCCUACAUGCUGUGCCUGUAGGAACACCAGAAACGCAGGAUUUUAAAUUAGGAGAGAAGCUGCAUUUCAAAUGUGCCAAAGAUUAUCGGUUUAUAAAUGGUAGUUUGGAGCAAGGAUGUGGAUCCGAUGCAUCCUGGGAAAAGGAGAUGCCUUACUGUAAAAGAUGCAAAUGUCCAUGUGAACGUACAAAAAACCAGGUAAUUAUCAGGACACAAAAACAACUUCAGGACAAAAUUGCUGCCAUACAAAAGAAACUUGUGGUGGAGAAAAAGAACCUGGACAGCCAGAAAAACGCCAAGAUUUCUGUUGCGGAUCCUCGUCCGUCGGCAAAAGCAGUAGGAUCUAUUGUCGGUGUGUGAAUUAUUACGUUCGUAUUCACCAUCAUUGUACUCUCAGACCUGCCAGUGCUGUAAAGACAUAUUCGAUUUGGUCCUCGCAAGAAAAUUAAGGAAAGGGCUCAAUCACAUUCCAAAAGUCAAGGGAAAAAGUAGAAAAACAUUUAAUUUUCCAUUGAAAAAUAACAAUUAAUUUGUAAUGUAUCUACUAGUAUAUUCUAUAAAAAGAAAUGAAUUUAUACAAUGACAUCAUAUUACCGGUCUGGAGAGGAAGAGCAGGGUAUAAUGACUGUUCCUCUUGACAUAAUUAUAUGUACAUAAAUCAUUCUUUCAAUGAUUAAAUUAUUAAGUUUUCACAUAUUUUUUCAUUCAAUAUAUGCAUUUUCUUA